AGAGAUGAUUGUGCCGUUAAAGACAUGAAGUCUUCAUUCUCUACUUAUCGAAAAGCAAUCUUAAAGUACUGUAAAGAAUUAUAUCGAAAAAGACCAUUCAUCAAGAAUACUUUAAGGUGCCUAGAAAAAGCAGUAUCAGAAGGAAUAGAGGACUCCUCCGACUUUGAAACAACAAGUUCAGUGAUGCUGUUAGUCCAUUUGCUAACCAAGAAAACGUCUGAAAACAGCCUGAUGGAAAUGCUGUCGGAAGAUGAUGAUUUGCCUAACAAAAUAACCCGCACCACCUAUCCACGGGUUUUGGUUAUUGGUAAAAACAUACUGAAGCCUGACAGGCUACUAUUGUGCGUCGAAGGACGACAAUUCGUUGACGUAACUUCAUUUUCUUUAGACACAGUCCUUUUUACGCUCUAUGCAACAUACUAUGUAUUUUCUAUAGCUUAUCCACAAGAUCAUAAGGAUGUAUUUCUUUUUAUUGAUUCCGUUUUUGUUGGGUUGCAGCACACUGCUAUCAAUAGAAUUAGCUCGCAAAAAUUUAUUAAAGCUCUUGCCAGUUUAAAGUAAGCAUUAAGUGGACAUUUAAAACAUUACACUGGACAUUUAGACAAUUUUUUCCGUUACGGUGUACGCAUGUUUUAUGUUGGAGUAGCUAGCUCAAUUAUUGAGGGGAGUACUCAAGGGCGGCGGAGUAUUGAAAAUUGGGGGGCGCUAUUAUUAAUUUGUGCCCGUUCUACUUUACAUUGAAAUUAAUUAGUUUUAGGAAUUAUAACAUUUGAAUAUAUGAAUCACCCCCCCAGAUAUCAAU
Molecule: messenger RNA, 802 nt
Organism: Xenia sp. Carnegie-2017
Lineage: Eukaryota; Metazoa; Cnidaria; Anthozoa; Malacalcyonacea; Xeniidae
Exons: 3
Coding region: 25-561 (178 amino acids)
Source: RefSeq, a predicted model, not a curated record